AUGCCGUAUCUCACUCUUUCAAGUCAGGAAUUUGAUUCAUUACCGCAGUUUUCAAAAUUCGUUACCAAACUUCUGCGUCGUCGCAAUGAUCAGGUGGACGUGUAUUUGAUGAAGCUAAGUUUCCAUGGAGCAGGUAGUCAGGUUUUUGUGAAAAGGAUUGCAGGUUAUGCGUUUUCUCACAAUGUCCAAGACAUAAUUGUCAGUAGUACCCCCGUAAACCAACAUGGGCUUCCUCUCUGCCUCAUUAGGGGCUCCCUGUCUCUUAAACAUUUUACCUUUACUAGUAUCGGUCCUGAUGCAUAUUUGAAUACACCCAAAACGCCUUGGGAUUUUCCAGUUUUGACUACUUUGCAUCUCAGUAAUGUUACAUUGCGUGGCGGCAAGGACACGGGGGACUCUAUUGAUCUUUUCUCAAAGUGCUUUAACUUAAAGAUCCUCACUUUGAAGAGUUUCUGUGUUUUUUAUAGGGCGGUAUUUGACAUCAUUACCCCUCGACUUGAGAAUCUCAUGCUUGUUAAUUGCUCAUAUGCUAAUAAUGUCGUCAAUGUGAUUGCACCUCAACUUGAGAAUCUCACUCUGCCAAAAUAUUCUUUUCAUUCUCUCAACAAAGCGAGUAUCGCUUUGAAUCCUUUAGACAUGCCGUACAAUGAGCAAGAUGCACACCAUGCUAUUAACAUGCUUCAAAAGCUACACAGUGCCAGAUUUCUCACGCUUAACUUGGGCAUUGUGGAGUGUCUUUCCUCACUUUCGGAUCUAGUUUUGCAAUAUCCUUCACCUUUUAGCAACUUGGUUUGCUUAAAUAUAGACUACAGCAGGGCAGAAGCAGACAAAGUAAAACUGUCCAUUGCAACCAGAGACUUCUUGCUUGCUAACUCCCCAGAUGCCACUCUCAUUGAAGAUUUACCCGAGGAACCAUCUAUAAAAGAUAUGUUAGAGAAAGUGGCUACAAAGAAGAAGGCCAAACUGAUUGCAGAUGAUGUUAAGUGUGACAUGAUGGAACUGCAAGUCUCUGAAAAAAAGCUCUUGGAACAUAUGAUGGGAUUCCAAGCCUCCGCAAAAGAGCAGGAAAUUGUGCUAUUCACCAAAGCAUGCAUUUGGGAACUUAUGGCAUUACUUCCAAAGGCACUGGGCUUGGAAAAAAAGAUGCACACUGAUCAUUCCAAUAAGAGGGCUCAAAUUGCGGCUGAAUUGGCGCAACUGACAGGAAGUAUCCGGGCCUGUGUGGGGAAGUUGCAUGACCUGUAUGAGCAAGAAUAUGAAAAUUUUGAAGCCAUUCAUUCGAAAGAGAAGCGGGCCACCCUAAUGUUAUUGAAAAACUUUCCUACUCAAGAUACGACACACAAAAUUCGCAGACUAAAAGUAACACAAAAACAGCAUCGUCAUCUAGUUUCAACAGUUCAAGACUUGUCUUUAUGUAACAAAAAGAUCAUUGAUGUUUAUAAAGAACAUGUGUCUCAUAAUUAUAUCUCAACAUUUCAAGACAUUGCCAGGGCCGCUGAAGAUUGGGCAAACAGAUUCGAGUUUUUACAAAUUUUCAUAAAAGUGGAUAGAGCUAUGGCUUUUAGUAAGUACCUUAAGAGUGGAUAA
This is a messenger RNA of Erigeron canadensis, 1587 nucleotides long. RefSeq lists its product as uncharacterized. Bases 1 to 1587 code for a protein of 528 amino acids. The transcript is spliced from 5 exons. Lineage: Eukaryota; Viridiplantae; Streptophyta; Magnoliopsida; Asterales; Asteraceae. The record is from RefSeq and is a predicted model, not a curated record.